UCUGUUGUGGGAGUACCAGGCUUUUACAUGGGAACCGGACAAGUCGCUCUUUAAACCCCAGAGACAGAAAAGGUGACUUUACGCUUCCGACACAGCGCCUCCUUUUGCAAGAACACGUCGACUGUUCGUCAGCUUAACGAGGGACCAGCGGAGGGCACAAGAACGACUCUUGGAUUUCUUCACUCCUAGCAGUGGCCUUUACCUGCUUGUGUCAGUCUGCUUUCCUUACCUCUUGAUGCAUCACUCCAGUGGGUGUUUUUUAAAUGCUAAGGACGCCUGCUGAAGAUUGCUCAACUUUUUUGGAGGAAGAGCCUCGAAAGGGGGGGUUUCACCCCUGCCCUUCCCCCCCUCCCCACAUCCCACCAGAACAAGCCCGCCCAGCGACCCCGUGCCCAGCCCGUGCCGAGAUCAUUUCCUGGUAUUAAGGGGCGGAGCUAGACUUGGGGCGGACCGUUGGAUGGUGUGGCGGUCCCUCACGACCAAACCAGACCGUGGAGGUUCUGUCUACCGUCAGCCAUGCGUUUCUAGUGAGGACCAGCUAUCUGCCAAAAUGAGGCUGGUGCCCACCUCGCCUCGACCCCCUCUGCUGGUGGUCUUGACCCUUGCCCUCGCCGCCAUCUUUUUUCAGCCGUCGUCAGGAGCCAUGCCCUUCCCCCAGGACCUGGAGCCAAUCAGCGUUGUCGGGAGAGAACACUCCUACCUCUACCCCAGCUUCCAGGGACUCAUGUCGGACAACGACACGGUCCGCCUGGGCCUGGACUUCCAGAGGAUGCUAAGAAUCAACCACAUCCUCUAUAUCGCUGCCAGGGACCACGUGUUCGCCGUCAACCUCGCCACCUCCUCUGAGCAGAUCAUCCCGCAGCAGAAACUGACUUGGAAGACGAAGGAUGUGGAGAAAUGCACAGUGAGAGGGAAAAACAGCGAUGAAUGCUACAACUACAUCAAAGUACUGGUGCCGCGCAACGACGAGACGCUGUUUGCCUGUGGCACAAACGCCUUCAAUCCGACCUGCCGCAACUACAAGAUGUCCACCUUGGAGCAAGAAGGGGAGGAAGUGGUGGGACAGGCCCGCUGUCCCUUUGAGUCACGCCAAUCCAAUGUCGGUCUGUUUGCUGGUGGUGAUUUCUACUCGGCCACCAUGACGGACUUCUUGGCAAGCGACGCAGUGAUUUAUCGAAGCCUCGGAGAGAGCAGCCCAGUUCUUCGCACUGUCAAGUACGACUCCAAAUGGCUACGAGAGCCCCAUUUUCUCCACGCCAUCGACUACGGAAACUAUGUGUACUUUUUCUUCAGCGAGAUAGCGGUGGAGUACACCUCGCUUGGCAAGGUGGUUUUCUCCAGAGUGGCGCGUGUCUGCAAGAAUGACAACGGAGGUUCUCCAAGGGUUCUAGAACGUUACUGGACGUCAUUCCUCAAAGCAAGGCUAAACUGCUCUGUCCCUGGUGACUCCUUCUUCUACUUCGACGUCCUGCAGUCACUAACUAACGUGCUACAGAUCAACCACCGACCUGCUGUGCUUGGCGUCUUCACCACACAGGCUAACAGCAUCACCGGCUCAGCAGUGUGUGCUUUCUACAUGGACGACAUCGAGAAAGCCUUCAAUGGCAAAUUCAAAGAGCAGAGGAACAGCGAGUCUGCCUGGACACCAGUUCCUGAGGAGCAGGUCCCAAAACCAAGGCCAGGCUGCUGUGCUGGGGACAGCUCUGCCUCCUCUUACAAGUCCUCCACCACCUUUCCUGAUGAAACGCUGACCUUCAUCAAGUCUUAUCCGCUUAUGGAUGAGUCGGUCCCCUCAGUCAAUGACCGCCCCUACUUCACCCGGACCACCAGCAGGUUCAAGUUGACCCAGAUUGCUGUGGACACCUCAGCUGGGCCAUACAAGAACUACACAGUGGUGUUUCUGGGCUCAGAAAACGGCCACGUUCUGAAGAUUCUGGCCAGCACGCAGGGAGCCAACGCCUCUUUUAGCACCCAACUUCUGGAGGACAUUGAUGUCUACAACCCAGACAGGUGUAAUGUGCGAGGUGAAGAGCGGAAGGUGUUGGGUCUGGAACUGGACAGGGACCACCAUGCUCUAUUUGUAGCCUUCUCCAGCUGUGUCAUCCGAAUGCCGCUCAGCCGCUGCUCCGACUAUGGCAACUGCAGGAAAACCUGUCUGUCUUCGAGGGAUCCUUACUGCGUGUGGCUGAAGUCGGGGAACUGUGCCACCAUCUCACCUGGCUUCAAGGGCAGUUUUGAGCAGGAUGUGGAGAAUGGCUUCCAUCAAUACGCUGAUACCUGCCACGAUGUCCUGGCGACCACUCGCAAGCAAAAUCCAGCAGCCGAUUCAGCAUAUGGGAAGACCUCACCCACAAGCGCCAGUGCAACCUAUCAGGGGGCGGCAUUCCCAAAGGAGGCAGGUGACCCUGAAAGAGAUACAGGUCCUGUUGGCCCACCCCGACCAGGGGAACAGGGGUCACCUGACUCGGAGCCAAUCAGUGUGGAGAUGGAGGGUGUGAGGCGCCCCCCUGAGGUGGAGAAGACCAACCAUAGUGUCCAUUAUACUCUCCUUAUUGCCUGUGUGUUGGUGGCAUUUGUUCUGGGCGCUUUCCUCUCUGGCUUCCUGGUCUCCUGCUACUGUAACCACACAGGCCACAAGACUAAGAGGUUGGCAAAAGAUCCAGAGGCCCCAAUUCCACAUGCCUUGUCCCUUCGCAGCCUGGCUAAGCUCAACGGUCUGCUGGACAACCAAAGCAAAGAUGGGGAUGUGCCCUCUCCAAAGAUCUACAACUCGUUUUUCCCUAACAGCAAAGAGCAUCACCCAUCUAGGAGAAAUGGCCAUCAUGGCGUCACCAUGGGAGACCUAGUUCACCCUCACCACCUCCACCACCAAUCCUCUGAGCUAUCUGGUCUGCCUACACCUGACUCCACCCCAGAAUUGCCCAUUAAGAGCAUAAAGCCCUUCAGGAACCAGUGGGAGAAGAACCAAAACUGCAACAAUGCCAAAGAUCCAAAGUCCCACAACAUGGGCUCCAGACCAAGCUCAGCCCUGCUUCACCAGCAGAUCUUCCCCUACUCCCAUGCACUGUCCAAUGGGCAGCCUCUGGUGGGAGGUCCCAUGCAUCCAGAGGAGCGGAAGAUCCACAAUGCAGAGCGUGUGCUUUCCCAGCAGCCCUACCCCUGUUACCCACAGAAGGUGAUGGAGGUUACCUCCCUGGAUGAGCUCCUGAAGCACAUCCAUGAGGCAAGCAGCAGCAAGACCACCCAGCUCAUGAGUCCAACUGGUCUGAUGGCAAGCGGUGGGGGCUGUGGCCAAUUAGCCUUUGCCAACCGCAUCCAGCCACAGAUCCCCGAGACAGAGUCGGCGCCCUACUACAGCUCCUCCACUUUGCCACGAGACAGCCUCACCCGGCGUAUGGAUGUACCUCCAGACAUACCACCGCAUCACCAGUCCACUCUAGAGAGGAGACACUCCUCUCAAAGGCACUCGCUGAUCGCCGCAGCCGCCAAGAUGUCUAAUGGUGGAGCUGGAAUAGGAGGAGGAGGAAUGAUCCCCAGGCAGCACAGCUUCAGUCAACGGAAUUGCGGGUCCCACCAACCACCUCCUCUCCUUGCACGGAUGAAUUCCACCGGCAGCGCCUGUGAGGUCCACUACCCCCUCAUUCCUAAUGGGUACCUGGCGCGCCAGCACAGCUACAACAGUGAGCAGCAGGAAGUCCUCCACCGGGGGGCUAUCGUCCGCCGGACCUCCUCUCUCAAGCCUGAUGUCCCUCCCAAGCCCUUGUUCAUACCUGCCACUUCCCCAGUCAACCCACAGGGAAAGUUCAACUACUGAGGAAAGAGAGGUGGAAUUCUAGACUGAGGAAGGAUUCUCCCUUAUCCUCGCCUCUUUAAGGAAUUUCCCAUGAAGAAAUGCAAAGUGUUAGAGGUUUCAGACCUUCUUCAGAAAACAAGAUUGUUUGUGUGGCAGCAGGUGUCACUGUGGAUGAAACUUCAGCCAGACUUACCCCCCACACCCCCACCACUCCUUUUUUGUCAAACGGAUAUCUUUGUACCAUAUUGGUAUUGCUCAGCUACUUGCUUAUAGAACCGUAAAGGACUUGGGUGACGUGAUGUCACCACCUUAUCUUAGGCUGCCAACAUCCUCAGUGUGGAUUUACAUUGCGACUUAGAUUUUUGGAUGCAUCGGUGUUUAAAAACUUUACACAUCAGUUAUCCUCAAGACUUAAAAGCCAGAGCCUCCUGCAAUGCUUUCAAGUUAGACUCUUGCUUUUGAUGAUCUUUUUCUGAUGUAGUGUUGGUAACCAGUUCUGACCCACCCCCAUCCUCGAAUGUGUUUAUAUUAUGCAUGUGUGUGUAUAUAUAUAUGUGUGUUUAUAUCCACACCGAAUAUGUAUACAUAUACAUAUGCAGUACAUGUAACCUGUGGUGAAAAGUCAUCAAAUUCCCCUGAAAGUAGUUAUGUCUUUGCCUUAUUAUACUCCUUCAUCUUUGGGCAUACUGUAUCGAAAAUUCCCUUGAUAAAGGAAAUGUGGACAACCCAUGUCUGAGGGAUACCAAAUUAUGCACUUCAUUAGCAAAUUCCAUGCUCGAUUGGCUUAAAGAUUUAAUAAAUUUCUGAUACUGACACUGCAGAGUAAACCCUUCAAAGCAGCUGGUCUUUUCUGGUUUCCGUUUUUGGCUAGUUAUCCUGUCCCAGCAGAUGUCAGGUUACAUCCUAAAUGGUGAAGUAGGGUCCACUAGCGUUAAUUUCAGAAUACUGCAAAUGCAUUGGUGCUCCACAUCCCCAAUGGGUUCUACAUCCUCUUAAAUGGAAAUAAAACUUUACUUUCCAAUAUUUGGACCCAAAGAAGAACAGGACAGUAAAUGUCAUCUGAGAGAAUUAACGUGACAUAGUAUGGACUGCAGUUGCUAUAAUUAUUAACUUUAUGACUAUUGGUUGUAAAUAAAGGAAUAAAUACUAGCCAAACUUAAACUGUAUGUGUAAAUGUGUGCCUUAUUUAAUAUAGUGUGUUAUAUGAGGGGUAAAGGAAUGGAGUUAAGAUAGCCACUAUAGUUGAUGUUUCAUUUUGUAUGGUUGUAUGUGUCUGUUGUAAAUCUCAAGAGUUUCAUUCCAAAACAAGGUGUUUGCCAUUUGAGAAAUAUGUCACCCAGCAGAAAAACAGAUGAAAGUAUUCUUUAGAAAAAACCGCUGACAUGAAAGUAUAAGCCUUAAUUGAUUGUUUUUAAGUUAUUGGCUACCUGUAGCUAUUAUCGAUGAGAAACAUUUUGACAAUGUAGUCAUCUUUGUUUCCUAAAUAGUAAAGAUAAAUAGUGGGUCACUUGUUUUCCAAAAUGUUAACAUAUUGGGCCAGAAGAGAGGUUUGAGUGGCUCAUCAGGUCCUCUUCCUCUGAAAGGCCAGAGUUCAGUCUCAGGCCUACCUGUUGAUGUGUCCCUUAGCAAACUACCCAACCCCCACAUGACCCAGGGGCCCCACACUAGUUAAUGGAGCCUGUACUUCAGCCAGUGUAAAAAGAGAUUUCAUCAAGUCAGGAGUAUGUAGAAAAUUUGUAUCAAAGAGGAUUUUGGAAUGAAACCCUUUAUUUGUACUUUUAUUGAAAAGCAUUUUUUUGUUUUUGUUUUUCUCUACAUCGCUUAAGGUCUGAGCCUGCAGGGUUUGUUCUGGGGGCCGGGGUUUUGGUGGCAGAGUACCAAGCUUGAGGCUGCAGAUGUUUGAGGUGUCCAUUCUUUUCAUGUGUGUUUCCACCGGGUUUAAGUUCUGAUUGCCGUUGUAAAUCAUUUUGUUUAGCAUUAGCCUUUAUUUAGGUUAGCCGUGGAGCACAGUUCCUCUUGAGCUACACGUAUAGCCAUUGUCAAAGUCCCAAAUUUACUCCACAUCGAAGAGGUGGUGUCUGGAAAAUUCAGUUAAACCGGAAGUUGUGAGGAAUCGUCUGGCAAAAAGUUGGACCAAAACGUUUACCUUUCAUUACAAUGGGCUAUAUUAAUGAAAACAUUUGAGAAAGAGUUGUCUUAAUAAUACAAAAUAUAGAAUUGAUGGAGGCUAAAUGUAGAAUAUGGACUUCUACAAUGGCUAGUACUGUACAAUAUCACACCGGGUACCAACUUCAACAAUUAAGGUUGGGAAUUUAUUUUCCCGUUGUUUCUUUUUCCCGUUUUAAAAUAGGAAUGGUGAUGGUAUGUUCUUCCUGCCUGAAAUGUGUGGAAACAUGCAGAAAUGCGUUGAACUCUCUUAUCCAACUCCCUGAUCAAGUUAAGAUUGUCCUUGGAUCGGUGUGUUUGGGAGUGAUCGUGGAAAGGUUUCCUGGGUCUUUGGGUCGCUGAACAUCUGCCGAGGAUUUUCCUCAGGGAUGGGAAAGCCAGUUGGCUAAGCCUCACAAACAUCGGCCCCUCAAAUCUCUCCGCUGUUGCACUUUUUUUCGGCAAAGUCGUUUUGGCCACAGCCGACUGGAAUCUUGAUCAAUUCUGGGGAAGCGACACGAGACGCUUUCUGUAUCUGUGUGGUAUUCACUUGAUUCAUAUUUCCUAGAGCUCUUCUGGUCUGAUGCAAAGUUCACCAUUCACAAUGCAAUCCGAGGCCAGGACAGCAGAGGAAAGCAGCCCAUCACUCACUGGACACGAGCUCUGCUGUAAGGAAGGAACGUGAUUUGGAUACAGCAUGCAAAAGUGCAUUAAAUCACCUAUUGAAUAAUAUAUGAUGAAAGUCUGUGACCCAAAUAUCUCACAAGAGGAAUUGUGGCAGCUACGGUGUUUGUGUUGAAUAAUAUUUUAUAUCAGUUGGCAACAGAGAUUGUAUGAGAAAGGGAAGGGUCCCUACUCUUAACAGCUAUGUCAGUAUUUGAUUUUUCUGAACUUGCACAGAGUGUAAAUACAUUCUAUCCGGGGCGGGAUCACAUUGAUUCAGUAUUCUGUUGUUUUUGUUUGAUUUCCGGGCUACACCUCUUGAGCUACUAUGAAUUUGGUCUCACAGAAUACCCAUUGUAUGUCUCUUAUACUAGGAAUAAAUGAAAAAUAUA
Messenger RNA from Lampris incognitus (smalleye Pacific opah), 6993 nucleotides. RefSeq names its product sema domain, transmembrane domain (TM), and cytoplasmic domain, (semaphorin) 6E (gene sema6cb). The record is from RefSeq and is a predicted model, not a curated record. The transcript has 21 exons. Lineage: Eukaryota; Metazoa; Chordata; Actinopteri; Lampriformes; Lampridae. Gene Ontology annotation, biological process: negative chemotaxis; positive regulation of cell migration; axon guidance. Bases 458 to 3814 code for a protein of 1118 amino acids. Gene Ontology annotation, molecular function: chemorepellent activity; semaphorin receptor binding.